AUUUAUUGUUUAUAAAAGAAAAAAAUAAAAUUUGCGACUCGAUGUUACCUUUCUAAACAAUAAUGUAUUCCAACGAAUUCAAGUGGUUGACCGUGAUAUCGUUUACCCCGUAUCGUACGAGAUAAAAGUCCAAUCAUGGUGGACAAGUUGCACGAGUACGAAGGGUUCGCGGGUAGAUUUCACGGUGUUCGUGACAUCAUCAAGGAAAGAUGGAACAGCUGGAAGGAGUGGAAGUCAGGUCUGAAUUUGGAUCAAGGCCUGGACGGAUUGAGGCAUCAACUGCGAGGGCCACCCAAAUUGGAGCGCACGUUGGAAGAUUAUUGUCACAUUUACAGGAGGAAAACCCGCGCCGAGCUGAUCCGCGUGUCGGCCGCCGUGAUGGGAAUCGAGUUCUCGUAUGCAGCGGAGACUGCCUUCGUUUCGCCGACGCUGCUGAAGAUUGGUGUCGAUCAUCAGCACAUGACGCUAGUAUGGGCACUGAGUCCUCUCGUGGGCUUCUUCGUGACACCCAUCCUCGGUAGCAUGAGCGAUCGGUGUAGAAUGAAAUACGGCAGACGACGACCCUUCAUUCUCCUGUUAGCUUUGGGCGUUUUCAUAGGUCUCAUACUAAUACCCAACGGUGAACAUAUCGGCUAUGCAUUCGGCGACACACCAUCCGACACGAACGAAACGAUUCCUCUUGGGCAUCGUACCACGGCGAAGCUGUUAUCAGAGGAGGCACCUGAUAUGAUCAGCAGGGCUUCUUCGCACUCCUGGGCUAUCUUCUUCACUAUCCUCGGCACGGUUCUACUUGACUUCGACGCCGACGCUUGCCAGAGUCCUGCAAGGGCCUAUCUCCUGGAUGUUACUGUACCUGACGACCACGCUAGAGGUCUAAGCACGUUCACCAUAAUGGCAGGCUUGGGAGGCUUCAUGGGCUAUGGUCUGGGUGGUAUCAAUUGGGAUGCUACCUCGCUCGGUGUUAUGCUGGGAGGCCAUUUACAUGCGACCUUUACUCUGAUCACGAUCAUCUUCGUCAUUUGUGUCUUCUGCACGAUUACGAGCUUCAAAGAAAUCCCUCUGGAAGUGUUAGAAAAAGAUCAAUAUCGAGUGGACGAGUCAAAUGAAAAGAUUCAGGAAACUAAGCUAGAAAACGAGCAAGAACGCGAAAAAAUUAUGCCCGACGACAGUAUGUCGAAAUACACUUACGGCACGGUCAACGACACAACCUAUGAUGAACAAGAAAUUGAUUCCUCGAAGGAGGAAUUCGUUCUCAAUCCGCUGCAAACUUCCGUACAUCCCGAAGAACAAGCCUCCGAUGGCCACGUGAACUACGGCUUCGAUGAUUCGCAAUCACGUGCUGGAAUCACAGAAGUGAACCCGAAGGCAACUUUGAGAGAGUACCUGCUGUCCAUCGUUUACAUGCCGCGCAGCCUUCGUCAGGUGUGUUUAACCAACCUGUUCUGCUGGAUGGCACACGUGUGCUACUCUUUGUACUUCACGGACUUUGUAGGCGAGGCAGUGUUCGGUGGAAAUCCACGAGCAUCCGCGAACACCCUUGAACGGAAACUCUACGAGGAGGGCGUGCGUUUUGGUUGUUGGGGGAUGUCCAUGUACUCGUUGUCUUGCUCGUGUUAUUCCCUGAUCAUUGAACGACUGAUUCAACGUUUCCGUGCGCGUAAAGUUUAUAUCUACGGCCUGCUCUUCUACAGUGCUGGCAUGCUGCUAAUGGCUCUGACGAAACAUCCAGCCGGCGUCAUCAUCUUCUCAUGGACCGCCGGUGUCAUGUACUCCACGCUGUUCACUAUGCCCUAUUUAUUAGUAGCACAUUAUCACGCGUCCUCGACAUUCGCUCUCGCGGCAACGGGGGACGCGAUAACUGGUGGUUUCGUGCGCGGAUUAGGCACCGACAUCGCUAUUGUCUCUUCUAUGGUCUUCCUUGCGCAAUUCCUGCUGUCUUGCUGCCUAGGCACGAUUGUCAGUCUGUGUGGAAGUACUGUGGCAGUGGUGUACAUAGCCAGUGUUUUGGCGAUGUGCGGCGCGGCGUCGGCCACGCAGAUCAUGUAUCUGGAUUUGUGAAUUGCGUUUCGACUCUGGAUAUUCACUUCAGCUGCGUGGAUCCUGCAUAGGACGGUAGGCAUACGCUAAACCGAUCAUCACAAAACAACUGUUGAUUAACAGUUCAAUAAACAGCCGUUAAUCGAGAAUUGUAUUAUUCUUUUGUAUCUUUAUAAUUUUAAAUCACUUAACUACGCGUUAGGCGAUUUCAUAUAUUUCACUAUAUUUAUUUCAUUUCGUGCAUUUACUAUAUUUCUC
Molecule: messenger RNA, 2295 nt
Organism: Harpegnathos saltator (Jerdon's jumping ant)
Lineage: Eukaryota; Metazoa; Arthropoda; Insecta; Hymenoptera; Formicidae
Gene: lovit
Product: loss of visual transmission
Exons: 8
Coding region: 136-2058 (640 amino acids)
Biological process (GO): transmembrane transport
Cellular component (GO): membrane
Molecular function (GO): sucrose:proton symporter activity
Source: RefSeq, a predicted model, not a curated record